CCCCCUUUUUUCCCCGGACGGUGGUGUCGUCCGAACGUCGGGAUAAAACCCUGGCGGACGCAACGCUCCAACUCAGAACGUUGGCGGUCCGGGCGUUCCGAGCGCCCCGGGGAAGCGGCGCGUGCGGUCAUGGCGGUCGGGGUCAAGGUGGUUUACUGCGGAGCCUGAGGCUACAGACCCAAGUUCCAACAGCUCAAGAAGGAACUUGAAAAAGAGUUUCCAGGCAAGCUGGAAAUUAGCGGCGAAGGGACUCCUCAGGUCACAGGAUGGUUUGAGGUGAUGGUAGCAGGCAAGGUGGUGCACUCCAAAAAGAACGGAGAUGGCUUUGUGGAUGAUGAUGCCAAACUGUACAAGAUAAUUAAGGCCAUCAGAGCAGCUUUGGUAUAAGGAGGACUUUAAGCAUGGGCUAGCAGCUCAGAGUGCAACAGAGCUCAAGAAAAAUCUGCUUUGUUCAUCUUGGCAAAUCGCUUGAUGACGGGAGCUGCUGAAAUGUUGCCUGACACCUGGCAGUUCCCUGAAACCGUUGCGUUGGAUGCCACCUUGAGCAAAGCUUGAUGGGAGAACUUGUGCUCUAAUUCAAUGUCUGAAUGUGGAUUGGACUCAGCAUGAAGUGUCUGUACCUCCUGACAUGCCUGUCUCCCGUGUUCAGUGGGUCCUGCGUGCAAACGUGGCUUUCUCUGUAGUUCUUUUUUAUUUGCAUGAGCAGCCAGUAACAAUUAGGAUUACUGAAAGAUAGGAAGAGCGGAAGAUUCAUCAAAUGUUUGUUUUCAUCGUACACAAAUGCUCCCAAUAUGUGAUGGGAUCAGAUGCAAAAAAAAAAAAAAAACCCUUGUCUCGGAACUAACCAAUUUUAGAAUCCUACGUCUAAUUUGAAAAUUUAAAUUCUUCUUCCAUUCCCACCACUACUAACUUUCCUAGUGCAGGAUUGUUUGGUUACUUUAUACCCACUUCUGACUACUUUGCUUGAACAUUGUCGAAUCCACUGAACAUUUAAUAAAAUGUUACUUUCAAGCUGUUG
This is a messenger RNA of Candoia aspera, 1018 nucleotides long. RefSeq names its product selenoprotein W (gene SELENOW). The record is from RefSeq and is a predicted model, not a curated record. NCBI's taxonomy places the organism in Eukaryota, Metazoa, Chordata, Lepidosauria, Squamata, Candoiidae. The transcript is spliced from 6 exons. Gene Ontology annotation, biological process: response to selenium ion.